This is a messenger RNA of Mangifera indica (mango), 3320 nucleotides long. RefSeq names its product 1,4-alpha-glucan-branching enzyme 3, chloroplastic/amyloplastic-like. The record is from RefSeq and is a predicted model, not a curated record. Gene Ontology annotation, molecular function: cation binding; 1,4-alpha-glucan branching enzyme activity. The transcript has 21 exons. Bases 80 to 2785 code for a protein of 901 amino acids. NCBI's taxonomy places the organism in Eukaryota, Viridiplantae, Streptophyta, Magnoliopsida, Sapindales, Anacardiaceae. Gene Ontology annotation, cellular component: cytoplasm. Gene Ontology annotation, biological process: glycogen biosynthetic process.
AUAAUUCUUUGGCCUAUCUAAAACCCCGGGCACCGGCUCAGGUUCUCAGCAAAAACCUCAUUUUUUUUUUUCUCAAAAAAUGGCUUCACUUUCUCUGAAAACAAAAUUUUCUAUCCAUCCAAACAGCACUCAACUCCAAUUUCACCUACGAAACAAACUUCAAAGCAUCAAUUUUCCCAACAAAGUGAAAGUGAAAAUCAAAGUCAGAUGCUCGGCCGAAGGCCAACAAUCACAACAACAACAAGAACAAAAACAACAAAACCGUUUUAAGAAGAAGGGAAGUGUAAGUGGAGGAGAGAAAGGAGUUGACCCUGUUGGGUUCCUUACAAAACUCAACAUUACACAUAAACCCUUUGCGCAGUUUCUUCGGGAAAGGCACAAAGCACUGAAGGACCUGAAAGAUGAGAUUUUUAAACGUUUCCUCAAUUUGCAAGAGCUCUCAACUGGGUAUGAGAUAGUGGGUAUGCAUCGACAUAUGGAACAUCGUGUUGAUUAUAUGGAUUGGGCUCCAGGUGCUCGCUAUUGUGCAUUGGUUGGUGACUUCAAUGGAUGGUCACCAACAGAAAAUUGUGCUCGUGAAGGUCAUUUUGGCCAUGAUGAUUAUGGGUACUGGUUUGUCAUUCUUGAAGAUAAACUAAGGGAAGGAGAGAAACCAGAUGAACUGUAUUUUCAGCAGUAUAACUAUGUGGAUGACUAUGACAAAGGUGAUAGUGGUGUUAGCGUUCACGAGAUCUUCAAGAAAGCAAAUGAUGAGUACUGGGAACCUGGAGAGGACCGGUUUGUAAAUCACCGUUUUGAGCUGCCUGCAAAGUUAUAUGAACAACUCUUUGGACCUAACGGUCCUCAAACCAUAGAGGAAUUAGGGGAAAUACCAGAUGCAGAAACAAGAUAUAAGGCAUGGUUAGAAGAACAUAAAGAUGAUAACCUACCUCCAUAUGAUGUGAUUGAUAAUGGAAAAAAUUAUGAUGUAUACAGUAUUGCCAGUAAUCCUUUCUUUCAAGAGAAAUUCCGUUCAAAAAAGCCUCCCAUUCCAUACUGGUUGGAGGUACGUAAAGGAAGGAAGGCAUGGUUGAAGAAGUACACUCCAGGAAUUCCUCAUGGAAGCAAAUACAGGGUUUAUUUCAACACUCCUGAUGGGCCAUUGGAACGUGUACCUGCCUGGGCUACUUAUGUACAACCUGAUGCAGAUGGAAAACAAGCUUUUGCCAUCCACUGGGAACCACCCCCUGAAUGUGUGUACAAGUGGAGGAACACACGCCCAAAAGUGCCAAAGUCCUUACGUAUAUAUGAGUGCCAUGUUGGAAUAAGUGGAUCAGAGCCCAAAAUAUCUUCAUUCAAUGAGUUUACAGAGAAAGUCCUUCCUCAUGUAAAAGAAUCUGGAUACAAUGCAAUUCAGUUAAUUGGAGUUGUUGAACACAAAGAUUACUUCACUAUUGGUUAUAAAGUCACCAAUUUGUUUGCUGUUAGCAGUCGGUAUGGCACUCCAGAUGAUUUCAAGCGCUUGGUUGAUGAAGCUCAUGGAUUAGGACUUCUGGUCUUCUUAGACAUUGUCCAUUCCUAUUCAGCUGCAGACCAAAUGGUUGGACUAUCAAUGUAUGAUGGAUCAAAUGACUGCUACUUCCAUUCUGGUAAGCGAGGUUAUCACAAAUACUGGGGAACCAGGAUGUUCAAAUAUGGUGAUAUUGAUGUGCUACAUUUUCUCCUUUCCAAUCUAAACUGGUGGGUUGAGGAAUAUCAAAUUGAUGGUUUUCAGUUCCAUUCACUCUCAUCAAUGAUAUAUACGCACAAUGGUUUCGAGUCCUUUACUGGUGAAUUGGAUGAGUAUUGUAAUUCUGUUGACAAGGAUGCAUUAUUAUAUCUCAUUUUGGCAAAUGAGAUACUGCAUGCUCUUCAUCCUAAUAUUGUAACUAUUGCUGAAGAUAGCACAUAUUAUCCUGGACUGUGCGAGCCAACUUCUCAAGGUGGACUGGGAUUUGAUUAUUUUGUCAAUCUUUCUGUGUCAGAAAUGUGGCUAUCUCUCCUUGAGAAUACUGCUGACCAUGAAUGGAGCAUGACCAAGAUUGUCAGCACAUUAGUGAGCAGUGGAAAGUAUUCAGAUAAGAUGCUUGUGUAUGCUGAAAAUCAUAACCAAUCCAUUUCUGGAGGGAAGUCGUUUGCAGAGAUAUUGUUUGGUGAAAUUACAGAGCAUUCUCCUGGCUCUAGUGAUUCAUUGCUUAGUGGGUGCUCACUACACAAAAUGAUCAGAUUGAUUACAUUAACAAUUGGUGGACGAGCUUACCUUAACUUCAUGGGCAAUGAAUUUGGCCAUCCAAAGAGGGUUGAGUUCCCAAUGCCAAACAACAACUUCUCAUUCUCACUUGCGAACCGUCGCUGGGAUUUGCUUGCCAAUGGAGGAAUAUAUGAGUAUUUAUACUCCUUUGAUAAGGAACUUAUGAAGUUGGAUGAAAAUGAAAGGGUGCUUUCAAGACGUUUGCCAAACGUUCACCAUGUGAAUGAUACCAAGAUGGUAAUAUCUUACGCAAGAGGUCCUCUUCUCUUCAUAUUCAACUUUCAUCCGACAAAUUCUUAUGAGAAAUACACUGUGGGUGUUGAAGAAGCUGGAGAGUAUCGAGUAAUACUAAAUACUGAUGAAAGCAAAUAUGGAGGUCAAGGGCUCAUAAAGGAGCAGCAAUAUGGUCAAAGAACUGUUAGCAAACUAGUUGAUGGCCUCCGAAACUGCUUAGAGGUGCCUCUGCCUAGUAGGACUGCCCAGGUUUACAAAUUAAGUCGAAUUUUACGAAUCUGAGUUGUUCUGCCGUGUGAAGAAAACUUGGAUGGUGGAAUACCAAGACUAAAGCAAAUUUUGGUUGCUCAUUUAUCACGGCUACAAUGUUGUUAAAAUCACUGCCAGUAGAAACUUUCUUCGAUGGAUGGGUUCCAUGAUCACAAUCCUUAUCAGCAAAUCAAAAGACAAGGGCUAUAUUUGCCAAUGCAUCAAUGUACCAACGGGGAAUGACUACCAAUUAGUCUUCCCAGCAGCAUUGUGAUGCCUACUCUGAACAUUUAACUCAUUGCUGCUAAUUUAUCGAUGAUGUUUGAAGAAAAAGCCUCUGGUGACCACUGAAAUCUUGACUGGAAAACUUGCUGUGUACGGCUUUUAAUGGAAAUUCUGGCGAAUGGAAUGCCACAUUCCUGCACAACACAGAACUUAAUUUAAUUGCAGAAUGGGCAUUUUGUUAUCACCCUUUUUGUAUAUUUAGUAAUUUUUUUAAAAUAAUUUUCACUGGUUUAUUUCAAUGAUCCAAAAAUGUUGCUUAAUAUAAAUGCAUCCAUUGUAGGCC